AUGGUAGUAGGCGAAAGUGAAGUAGGAAAAACGAGUCUGAUGAUGCGUUACAUAGGAGCGAACUUCCGCAACUAUAGGAAAACGAUCGAUUUUGAGUAUGAAAAGAAACCCCUCUACAUGAAGGGUGAGCAGAUAAAUCUUGGGAUACUGGAUACGGCUUGUAUCGAAAAGUUUCGUUCGGUUAGCCAAAUGUAUUACACAGGCGUCCGUGGUGCCAUUCUGGUGUAUGACGUCACUGACAGGGAGACGUUGAACAUGCUAGAAUCGUGGAUAAGACAGCUGGAAAUGCACGGUACGCACAAAAACAUGGUCAAAAUUAUUGUGGCCAAUAAGAUUGAUCAGCCGUUUCGGGAGGUUAGCAAAGAUGACGGCAUGCAGUUCGCCAAUGAGCGCGGCAUGAUGUACAUGGAAACCUCGGCAAAAACGAACAUAGGUGUAAAGGACGCUUUUGAGGCUCUUGUUCGUAAGAUUAUGGAAACUAACGGAUUGUGGCCACCUGAAUCAGUUAAUAUAAACUAUAACUAUAACUAUAAUUUGGUGGACCAGCAGAGGGCCACCAUACCAGUAACCAAUCAACCAGUAACCAACCAGCCUUCAAUGUUUACCUCCAUAAUUGAGGCUAUCAGCUCCAUUUUCGAAAGCAACCAACGAAAUGUGAACUAUAAUUAA
Anopheles marshallii is the source of this 669-nucleotide messenger RNA. RefSeq names its product ras-related protein Rab-18A-like. The record is from RefSeq and is a predicted model, not a curated record. The transcript is spliced from 3 exons. Gene Ontology annotation, molecular function: GTP binding; GTPase activity. Lineage: Eukaryota; Metazoa; Arthropoda; Insecta; Diptera; Culicidae. Bases 1 to 669 code for a protein of 222 amino acids.